GGGAAGGAGUUUGGAACCCUCAGGCCCUGGAGUGCAUGGGAGCUGCAUGGCUACCGGUUCUCCCUGCUCUCCCACCAGGAGGAGCGGGUGCUCUCAGGGGUGCUGGAGGCCUCCAAGGCGCUGCUGGAAGAGCAGCUGCAGGCUGCCCGAGAGCGCUGCGCCCGGCUGCACGAGACCCAGCGCGAGAACCUGCUGCUGCGGACCCGGCUGGGCGAGGCCCAUGCGGAACUGGACUCUCUGCGGCAUCAGGUCGACCAGCUGGCUGAGGAGAAUGUGGAGCUGGAGCUAGAGCUUCAGCGGAGCUUGGAGCUGCCCCCAGGAUCCCCUGGGGAGGCACCCCUGCCGGGAGCAGCCCCCUCGCUGCAAGAUGAGGUGAGGGAGGCAGAGGCUGGGCGGCUUCGGACCCUCGAGAGAGAGAACCGGGAGCUUCGGGGGCUGCUUCAGGUGCUUCAGGGGCAGCCAGGGGGCCAGCACCCCCUGCUGGAGGCACCGAGAGAGGACCCUGUGCUUCCGGUGCUGGAGGAGGCUCCCCAGACUCCUGUGGCUUCCGACCACAGUCCCCAGGGCUUGGCUCAGAAGGCAAGGGAUGGAGGCCCCCAGGCCUUGAACUUGGCUUCCCCAGCAUCAGACUCAGUGCUCAAGGGGUCAGCUGAGUGUCCCCAGGCACCUGAUUCGGACACACAGGAGGCAGAGAGUCCCCUUCAGGCAGCUACUGUGGACCCCCAGGCCUCAGACUGGUCCCCCCAAGAGUCAGACUGUCCUGUGGAGACACAGGAGUCCCCAGAGAAGGCUGGCUAUAGAUCCUCUCUCCAGAGCCCUGCCUCUGUGGCCCCACCUCAGGGUCCAGGGACCAAAAUUCAGGCCCCGCAGUUGCCGGGAGGAGACACCGAGGGAAGAGAGGCUCCCCAAGGUGAGUUGGUGCCUGAGGCCGGGGGCUUGAGACAGGAGGACCCUGAGCACAAGCCAAGGCCUUCGGAGCCCAGCUCUGUGCAGCUGGAGGAGCAGGAGGGCCCAAACCAGGGCCUGGACCUGGCCACGGGACAAACAGAGGCCAGAGAGCAUGACCAGAGGCUGGAGGGGAUGGUUAGGAACCCAGCCUGGCAAAAACCACAGCAGAAGUCAGAAGGGGCUCUUGAGGUCCAGGCCUGGGAGGGCCCAGUCAUGGGGGAGAGCCUGGCCAGUGGUGUCGCAGAGCAGGAGGCGCUCAGGAAGGAGGUGGCACAGCUGAGGAGAAAGGCUGAGGCCCUUGGAGCUGAGCUGGAAGCCCAGGCCCGCAAGCUGGAGGCCCAAGACAUGGAGGCUGCCCGCCUCUCCAAGGAGCUGGCCCAAGCGCGAAGGGCAGAGGCCGAGGCACACCGGGAGGCAGAGGCCCAGGCCUGGGAGCAAGCCCGGCUGCGGGAGGCAGUGGAGGCUGCCGGCCGGGAGCUGGAGGCUGCGUCCCAUGAACGGGAGGCGCUGGUGGAGGCGCUGGCAUCAGCGGGCCGGGAGCGGAGGCAGUGGGAACGUGAGGGGUCCAGGCUGCGGGCCCAGUCGGAGGCCGCCGAGGAACGGAUGCAGGCGCUGGAGAGCGAGGGCCGCCAGCACCUGGAGGAGGCUGAGAGGGAGCGCCGGGAGAAGGAGGCCCUCCAGGCGGAGCUGGAGAAAGCUGUGGUGCGGGGCAAGGAGCUGGGGGCCCGGCUGGAGCAUCUGCAGCGUGAACUGGAGCAGGCAGCUCUGGAGCGCCAGGAAUUUCUGCGAGAACAGGAAAGCCAGCACCAGAGGUACCAGGGCUUGGAGCAGCGGCUGGAAGCUGAGCUGCAGGCAGCGGCGACCAGCAAGGAGGAGGCACUGAUGGAGCUCAAGACCAGGGCCCUGCAGCUGGAAGAGGAGCUGUUCCAGCUGCGCCAGGGCCCCGCGGGGCUGGAGCCCAAAGAGCAUGCGGAGCCUCGGCUGGUGGAGACCCAGAAUGUGCGACUUAUUGAGGUGGAACGCAGUAAUGCGACACUGGUGGCAGAGAAGGCAGCUUUGCAGGGGCAGCUGCAGCACCUGGAGGGGCAGCUGGGGAGCCUGCAGGGCCGUGCCCAGGAGCUGCUGCUGCAGAGCCAGCGGGCGCAGGAGCACAGCAGCCGCCUGCAGGCCGAGAAGUCUGUGCUGGAGAUUAACGGCCAGGAGCUGCACCGGAAGCUGGAGGUGCUGGAGGAGGAGGUGCGGUCGGCGCGGCGGUCCCAGGAGGAGACCCGUGGGCAGCAGCAGGCCCUGCUUCGGGACCACGAGGCCCUGGCACAGCUGCAGCGGCGGCAGGAGGCCGAGCUAGAGGGACUGCUGGUGCGGCACCGAGACCUCAAGGCCAACAUGCGGGCACUGGAGUUGGCCCACCGGGAGCUGCAGGGCAGGCAUGAGCAGCUGCAGGCCCAGCGGGCCAGCGUGGAGGCACAGGAGGUGGCCCUACUGGCAGAGCGUGAACGCCUGAUGCAGGAUGGGCAUCGGCAGCGGGGCCUGGAGGAGGAGCUGCGGAGGCUUCAGAGCGAGCACGACAGGGCUCAGCUGCUGCUGGCAGAGGUGUCUCGGGAGCGGGGUGAACUUCAGGGUGAACGUGGGGAGCUACGGGGCCGGCUGGCGCGGCUGGAGCUGGAGCGGGCACAGCUGGAGAUGCAGAGCCAGCAGCUGCGCGAGUCCAACCAGCAGCUGGACCUGAGCGCCUGCCGGCUGACCACACAGUGUGAGCUAUUGACACAGCUGCGAAGUGCCCAGGAAGAGGAGAACCGGCAGCUGCUGGCUGAAGUGCAGGCCCUGAGCCGGGAGAACAGGGAGCUCCUGGAGCGCAGCCUGGAGAGCCGGGACCACCUGCACCGCGAGCAGCGGGAGUACCUGGAACAGCUUAAUGCCCUGCGCCGAGAGAAGCAGAAGCUUGUGGAGAAGAUCAUGGACCAAUACCGUGUGCUGGAGCCUGGGCCCCUGCCCCGGACCAAGAAGGGCAGCUGGCUGGCAGACAAGGUGAAGAGGCUGAUGCGGCCCCGGCGGGAGGGGGGCCCCCCUGGGGGGCUGCGCCUGGGGGCCGAUGGGGCUGGCAGCACCGAGAGCCUGGGGGGCCCCCCGGAGACGGAGCUUCCUGAGGGCAGGGAGGCAGAUGGGACAGGGUUCCCUUCCCCGGCACCCAUGCGCCGGGCCCAGAGCUCCCUCUGCCUGCGGGAUGAGACCUUGGCAGGCGGGCAGCGGCGGAAACUCAGCUCAAGGUUCCCGGUGGGCCGAAGCUCUGAGUCAUUCAGCCCUGGGGACACCCCUAGGCAACGAUUCCGACAGCGCCGUCCAGGCCCCCUGGGGGCACCCAUCUCCCACAGCAAAGGACCUGGUGUGGGAUGGGAGAACUCCGCUGAGACCCUCCUGGAGCACGAAACAGAUGCCAGCCGAGAGGGCCCUGAGGUACAGGAACCGGAGAAACGUCCCCUCACCCCGUCCCUCAGCCAGUGACACCAUGGGGACAGCAGGAUCGGGAGUGCAGCCCUCUUGCCGCUGGAGUGUCAGCGGGGGCCCCAGGCAGCCCAAGAGCUCAGGGAGCCAGGGCCCCCAAGGGGAGUCCUUGGACAAGGAGGCCUGGGCCUGGAGAUCCUCCAUGGUCAGUGCCGGGGCCCGGAGGUGGAGCUGGGACAAGUGUGUGGACAGGGGGGACAGCUGGUCCUCACGAAUGGCUCUAGGCCGGGAUUCUAGCUCUUCCAGGUGGCUCCCGCUGAGGCAACGGUCUCUGGGGGAUCCCCCAGCUGAAGGAGGCUGGCAGGAGUAGAGCCCCCUGCCCAGUCCAGGCAGGGAGCUGAGUCCCAGUGCCAGGAGAUUGUGGCCUGGGCUGAUCUUGAGCCUCAGCUGGACACGAGGGGCAUGAGAAUAAAGCUGAACUGCAGCCUUCUGA
This is a messenger RNA of Piliocolobus tephrosceles (Ugandan red Colobus), 3880 nucleotides long. RefSeq names its product coiled-coil and HOOK domain protein 88B (gene CCDC88B). The transcript has 17 exons. NCBI's taxonomy places the organism in Eukaryota, Metazoa, Chordata, Mammalia, Primates, Cercopithecidae. The record is from RefSeq and is a predicted model, not a curated record. The annotation marks the transcript as partial. Gene Ontology annotation, cellular component: cytoplasm; centrosome. Gene Ontology annotation, molecular function: microtubule binding; dynein light intermediate chain binding. Gene Ontology annotation, biological process: cytoplasmic microtubule organization; cytoskeleton-dependent intracellular transport.